Molecule: messenger RNA, 3457 nt
Organism: Ceratotherium simum simum (southern white rhinoceros)
Lineage: Eukaryota; Metazoa; Chordata; Mammalia; Perissodactyla; Rhinocerotidae
Gene: SLC24A4
Product: solute carrier family 24 member 4
Biological process (GO): sensory perception of smell; intracellular calcium ion homeostasis; calcium ion transmembrane transport
Cellular component (GO): plasma membrane
Molecular function (GO): calcium, potassium:sodium antiporter activity; calcium channel activity
Source: RefSeq, a predicted model, not a curated record
CCGGGCGAGCGCGCCGAGGCUGAGCCGGCAGGUAGCGGCUCCAGCGCCGGGACUGCGCCAGCCCUGCGAGCCAGGGCCGCCAGCGCCACCGUGCCGGCGUCGCGUCCUCGCCAGGGAGCCAUGGUGCGCGGAGCGCGCACGCCGCGCGCGGGACUCUGAGCUUCGGCUUUGCCGCGCGCCCCCACCUCCCCUCCUACCUCCGGGCUUUCCCACCGACCUCUCCCGCGGGCCAUGAAGCUUUGGCCCGCAGCCCCUCACCUCUGAGCCUCGCGUCGCCCGCUCCAGCCCCAGCGCCGCUCGGCCACAGAUAGCACUCUGGCCCCUGAAGCUCCCCAUCCUCUCCCAGGGAGGGCACCCAGGCGCUCCGGGAUGGCGCUCCGCGGGUCCCUCCGGCCGCACAAAGUUCGCAGGAGGCGAGAGAUGCUGCCGCAGCAAGUUGGCUUCGUGUGCGCGGUGCUGGCUGUGGUGUGCUGUGCGUCCGGCCUCUUCGGCGGCUUGGGGCACAGAACAGCUUCUGCUAGCAAACAUGUUCUGCCAGACACGUGGAGAAACAGAAAGCUGAUGGCACCAGUGAACGGGACUCAGACAGCGAAGAAUUGCACAGAUCCUGCGAUCCACGAGUUCCCCACAGACCUGUUCUCCAAUAAGGAGCGACAGCAUGGAGCCGUCCUACUGCACAUCCUCGGUGCUCUGUACAUGUUCUACGCCUUGGCCAUCGUGUGCGAUGACUUCUUUGUUCCGUCCCUAGAGAAGAUCUGCGAGAAACUCCAUCUGAGUGAAGAUGUGGCUGGAGCCACCUUCAUGGCUGCAGGAAGCUCGACGCCCGAGCUGUUUGCCUCUGUUAUCGGUGUGUUCAUCACCCACGGAGAUGUGGGGGUUGGGACCAUCGUGGGCUCUGCCGUGUUCAACAUCCUGUGUAUCAUUGGAGUUUGUGGAUUAUUUGCGGGGCAGGUGGUCCUUCUGACGUGGUGGGCCGUGUGCCGAGACUCCGUGUACUACACCCUCUCUGUCAUCGUGCUCAUUGCCUUCAUAUAUGAUGAAGAAAUUGUGUGGUGGGAAGGCCUGGUGCUCAUCAUCUUGUACGUGUUUUACAUUCUGAUUAUGAAGUACAACAUGAAGAUGCAGGCCUUUUUCACAGUCAAACAAAAGACCAUUGCAAAUGGCAACACGGUCAACAGUGAGCUGGAAGAUGGUAAUGAUUACUGUGAUAGUAGCUCUGAUGACCCUUCCAUGCCACUGCUGGGGCAAGUGAAGGAGGAGCCAGCGUACAGCAAAAACCCGGUGGUGAUGGUAGACGAGGUCAUGAGCUCCAGCCCUCCCAAGUUCAGCUUCCCGGAGGCCGGCUUGCGCGUAAUGAUCACCAAUAAGUUCGGGCCCAGGACGCGGCUGCGGAUGGCCAGCAGGAUCAUCAUUAACGAGCGGCAGCGACUGAUCAACUCGGCGAACGGCGUGAGCAGCAAGCCGCUUCAGAACGGGAGACACGAGAACAUCGAGAACGGGAACGUUCCCGCGGAAAACCCCGCAGACCCUCAGCGGGAGCAGGAGCAGCAGCCCCCGCCCCCGCCACCACCCCCGGAGCCCGAGCCGGUCGAGGCUGCCUUCCUGUCCCCCUUCUCCGUGCCCGAGGCAAGAGGGGACAAGGCCAAGUGGGUGUUCACCUGGCCACUCAUCUUCCUCCUGUGCAUCACCGUCCCCAACUGCAGCAAGCCCCGCUGGGAGAAGUUCUUCAUGGUCACCUUCGUCACCGCCACGCUGUGGAUCGCCGUCUUCUCCUACCUGAUGGUGUGGCUGGUGACCAUUAUAGGAUACACACUUGGGAUCCCUGAUGUCAUCAUGGGCAUUACUUUCCUGGCAGCAGGCACGAGCGUUCCAGACUGCAUGGCCAGCUUAAUCGUGGCGAGACAAGGCCUUGGUGACAUGGCGGUCUCUAACACCAUAGGAAGCAACGUGUUUGACAUCCUAGUUGGACUCGGCAUACCGUGGGGCCUGCAGACCAUGGUUAUUAAUUGUGGAUCCACAGUGAAGAUCAACAGCCGGGGUCUGGUCUAUUCCGUGGUCUUGCUGCUGGGCUCUGUUGCUCUCACUGUCCUUGGCAUCCAUCUAAAUAAAUGGAGGCUGGACCGCAAGCUGGGGAUCUAUGUGCUGGUUCUCUACGUCAUCUUCUUGUGCUUCUCAAUAAUGAUCGAGUUUAACGUCUUCACCUUCGUCAACUUGCCGAUGUGCCGAGAAGAUGAUUAAAGCUGAGCCGCCCCCCCGGGAGCUGUUCUGGACACUCUGGCGCCGGCAUCCUCCUUUCUCUCCCCUUCCCGCACCAUGAGUCUCUCCACGUCGGCAGCCGCCGUCUGUUCUUUCAUACACUGGAAGGAAGAGCCAUCGUGGUCUUUGUCUGGUCACGGGCCAGGGUGCUGGGCGUCCUCCUUGGAGUUCUGCCCCCCAAGGCAAGAUCUGGGGGCCGCUAUCUGAGCAGCUGCACAGACCUCUGAGCUGCUAGCCACAGGGAUGUGGCAUGUGUCACAUCUCUUUCGACACUUGAGUCAGAAGGACGUCUCUGUUCCGUCUGUGCUUCUAUUGCACUGCAGCCGCGAAAAUGAGGCGGUCGGUGAGCGUGAGGCCUCCAGGGACAAGUGCAAAAUAGGACUGUUGUUCUCAAGUGUCACCUCUGGGCCAGAGGGUGUGGGUCCCUUAGGCAGCAUGUGCCACUUAGAGCCUCUGACUGCUGCUGGAAGCACUCACGGUUGAGACGGGGCAAGGCCUCAACCUGUUGGGGGUUUGGGGCCAUGAGGCAGACGGUCCACCCCUUUUUCUGGAAGCAUUGGAAGAAUGGAAACAGUUGUUCACAGCAGAAGAGAGAAAGCGAGUGAAUAUUCUUAGCACUUUUAUGGAUGCAUUCAGAGAAUGAGCAAUGAAAUAUUAAAAAUAAAAUGUCAUAUAAAUCAUCAUACUUGAAAAAUAUCAUUCCACAUAAAAAGAUGGGGACCAAAAAGGUAGCACUUAGGGAAAACGAAUCCUAUGUAUAUCGUGUUGCACUGGCACUAAGACGUUUGGUCUGGAAUAUAGAAAAGAGUGAGAGACUAAUGUCUAAACGGGCGCUAACUCAGAGACACAGUGGAGAUUGUAGUUCACAGCCGUACAUUCCAGACCUUCUGUGCGACGCGACGCGCUGUCAGUUUGGGUUUGUCAUGUCUCUGUUAUUGCUCUACUCUCAAAACCACCCUGUUCAAAGACCUAAUUGUUUGUAGGCCCAACAAAUUUCAUAGCCUGCUGAACUGGAAUGAGUGUGCCGGAAGUAAUGGUUAAUGACAAGAAGAGAGAUUUCCUGAAAAACAACCAAUUGUUCUCCGGUUAGCUGGAGGCAAGUAUGAAAACCACCACUUGGAAUUUUUAGAACGAAGUUUCUUGAACCUUAGAGUUUGCUACCCAUGAAAGGCUAAGGAUGGGAGGCUGAUUCAAAAAUAGA